AUGGCCUUCGCCGGCCAGACUCCUACUAUUGUCGUCCUCAGAGAAGGUACCGAUGCCUCACAGGGAAAGGGCCAGAUCCUCUCCAAUAUCAAUGCCUGCGUGGCGGUUCAGUCCACGGUUAAGAGCACUCUCGGUCCGUACGGAGGAGACUUGUUACUCGUUGAUAGCAACGGGAGGCAGACAAUCACAAACGAUGGAGCCACGGUUAUGAAGCUUUUGGAUAUUGUUCACCCCGCUGCCCGAAUCCUCACGGACAUUGCUCGUUCCCAAGAUGCCGAAGUGGGUGAUGGAACAACAUCAGUCGUCGUUUUGGCGGGUGAGAUAUUGAGGGAAGUUCGAGAGUUGGUUGAGCAGGGUGUGAGCGCACAAACCAUUGUCAAGGGACUGCGAACUGCGAGCAGAAUGGCCGUCAACAAAAUCAAGGAGAUUGCUGUGGACAUGAUCGACUCCUCUGACAGCGAGGAGAAGAAGGUGGAGACCCUCCGACGGUUGGCUGGUACUGCUAUGAACAGCAAGCUCAUCAAGCGGAACUCGGACUUUUUCACUAAGAUGGUUGUGGACGCGGUUCUUUCUCUUGAUCAGGACGACCUCAACGAGAAAUUGAUCGGUGUCAAGAAGGUCACUGGCGGUGGUCUCCAGGACUCUCUCUUUGUGAACGGUGUCGCUUUUAAGAAGACCUUCUCCUACGCCGGUUUUGAACAACAGCCCAAGUCGUUCAAAGACCCCAAAAUUGUCUGCCUGAAUGUGGAGCUGGAGUUGAAGAGCGAAAAGGACAAUGCCGAAGUCCGCGUCGAGCAAGUGUCCGAGUAUCAGGCCAUCGUCGAUGCAGAAUGGCAAAUCAUUUACAACAAACUCGAGGCUAUCUACAAGACCGGCGCCAAGGUUGUGCUCAGCAAGCUGCCAAUUGGCGACCUGGCUACGCAAUACUUUGCGGAUCGUGACGUUUUCUGUGCCGGACGUGUCGCUUCAGAUGAUAUGGACCGUGUCUGCCAGGCAACUGGCGCCGCCAUCCAGUCGACAUGCAGCGAUAUCCAGGAACGCCACUUGGGUACAUGCGGGUCGUUUGAGGAGCGUCAGAUCGGCGGUGAGCGUUAUAACCUAUUUUCCGAGUGCCCCAAGGCAAAGACGUGUACCCUCGUGCUACGUGGAGGAGCAGAGCAGUUCAUCGCCGAAGUCGAGCGGAGUCUUCAUGACGCUAUCAUGAUCGUCAAGCGUGCACUGCGAAACACAACCAUUGUUGCAGGUGGUGGGGCAUGCGAGUUGGAACUAUCCGGAUAUCUCCAUCGGUAUGCCGACCGGAAUGUUCCCCACAAGCAGCAAGCCGUUGUCAAGGCUUUUGCCAAGGCUUUGGAGGUUAUUCCCCGUCAGCUGUGCGACAAUGCAGGCUUUGACGCCACGGAUAUUCUAAACCGUCUGCGAGUGGAGCACUACAAGGGUAACACCUGGGCAGGUGUAGACUUCGACCAUGAGGGCGUCCGGGAUAACAUGGCCGCGUUCGUGUGGGAGCCGAGUCUGGUCAAGGUGAACGCCAUCCAAGCAGCUGUGGAAGCUGCUUGUCUGAUUCUGAGCGUUGACGAGACCAUCAAGAACGAAGAAUCCGCUCAACCUCAGGCACCCGCCCGUGGAUUGCCUCCAGGUGCUGCACAACGGGCUCUCGGUGGAGGCCGAGGCCGUGGUAUGCCGCGAAGGGGACGAUAG
Molecule: messenger RNA, 1698 nt
Organism: Aspergillus calidoustus
Lineage: Eukaryota; Fungi; Ascomycota; Eurotiomycetes; Eurotiales; Aspergillaceae
Source: the annotation of a GenBank genome assembly